GUCUCCUGUCUGGCGGUCUGAACUAAUAAUAGUCAAACACGGGAGCGCAUUAUUUGUUCAGUGUCAAAUGUGCGCAAAAAACACAAUUCGAUGCCAUGUUAUUUGUUGAUGCGGAAAAAGGCACUCAGUAGGUGUCGAGAGCCGAGUGGCGACAGUUUGCAACAAACAUGGAAAUUUCUGAGCCCAGCAUUGGCAUAUUCUAUGUGAGCAAACUGCUCGCCUUGGCGCCCUAUUCGGCGCAAAAGAACUCCAAGGGACAACUCGAGAUUCGUCGUAGUUGGAUCUUUACCAUCUAUUCUGCUAGCCUAUGUGUCAUUUUGGUUUUCCUCACAUAUCGUGGACUACUUUUUGAUGCUAACUCGAAAAUUCCAGUUCGCGCAUCUUUCAGAAUGAAAUCGGCGACAUCCAAAGUGGUAACCGCAUCGGAUGUAUCUGUUGUUGUGCUGGCCAUUGUAGCAGGUGUCUACUGUGGCCUCUUUGGACUGCGUGCCACACAGGAGCUAAACAUGCGAUUGCAUAGGAUCGACAGCACGUUGAGCGCCUACAACAAUUACAGGCGGGAUCGCUGGCGUGCCUUUGGCAUGGCAAGCAUAUCGCUGAUAGUUAUUGGCAUACUCCUUGGCCUGGAUGUGUGGACGUGGGUGCGCAUGGCACAACAAAUGAACAUCAAUAAAUCGGACACGGAGCUCAACGUACAAUGGUACAUACCAUUCUAUAGCCUCUACUUUAUACUCACUGGACUCCAUAUUCAUUUUGCCAACACGGCCUACGGUCUGGGCAGGCGUUAUGGGCGUCUUAAUCUAAUGCUACGCACCAGUUAUUUGGGUGACAAGUCCUAUACAAGUGCCUCGAAUUUGGUGAAGGUGAAUACGGUGAGAACGAUCAACUUCAAUCCAAUGAUGCCCACGGCUCUGCACGCCAGUCUGACUAAGUUGAAUGGCGAGAUGCUGGCCAAUGAAUCGGCAGCCAAGAACAAGAGUCUAGUCAUCAGAGCCAUGGCCGACAAUCAUGAAUCGUUGGGCAAGUGCGUGCGACUGCUCUCCAGCUCCUAUGGAAUUGCUGUGCUGUUCAUUCUGGUCUCGUGUCUGCUGCACUUGGUGGCCACCGCUUACUUUCUGUUCCUGGAGAUGCUCAACAAGCGAGACAACGGCUAUGUCUGGGUGCAAAUGCUGUGGAUCAUCUUUCAUUUUCUACGCCUGCUAAUGGUCGUCGAGCCGUGUCAUCUGGCCGCUCGUGAAUCUCGCAAAACCAUUCAGAUUGUCUGCGAAAUUGAGCGAAAGGUCUAUGAGCCUAUUUUGGCGGAGGAAGCCAAGAAGUUUUGGCAGCAAUUGCUUGUUGUUGAUGCCGAUUUCUCAGCCAGCGGCUUGUGCCGUGUUAAUCGCACUAUUUUAACAUCGUUUGCCUCGGCCAUUGCCACCUAUCUGGUUAUACUAAUUCAAUUUCAGAAGACAAACGGUUGAACGACUUGUCGUUUAUAUAGUUUUAAGGUAUACAAAAAGGUUGCUUUUAUUAACACUAAUCGGAAUUCUUAGUUGUGUGUUUAAGUCUGUAAUUGCGAAAGCAUAAAAUAAUAAAGAGAGAACAUUUGUUUUU
Messenger RNA from Drosophila albomicans, 1593 nucleotides. RefSeq names its product gustatory receptor for sugar taste 43a (gene Gr43a). Gene Ontology annotation, cellular component: membrane; axon; neuronal cell body. Lineage: Eukaryota; Metazoa; Arthropoda; Insecta; Diptera; Drosophilidae. The transcript has 8 exons. Gene Ontology annotation, biological process: sensory perception of taste. The record is from RefSeq and is a predicted model, not a curated record. The coding region runs from base 168 to 1460 and encodes 430 amino acids.